Messenger RNA from Pipra filicauda (Wire-tailed manakin), 5565 nucleotides. RefSeq names its product erythrocyte membrane protein band 4.1 like 2 (gene EPB41L2). Bases 16 to 3345 code for a protein of 1109 amino acids. Gene Ontology annotation, biological process: cortical actin cytoskeleton organization. The transcript is spliced from 23 exons. The record is from RefSeq and is a predicted model, not a curated record. Gene Ontology annotation, cellular component: plasma membrane; cytoskeleton. Lineage: Eukaryota; Metazoa; Chordata; Aves; Passeriformes; Pipridae. Gene Ontology annotation, molecular function: structural molecule activity; actin binding.
GUUGUAAAGAUAAAAAUGUUAUGUUUGUCAGUUGUGACGAUGACAACUGAAGUUGGCUCAGAGACUGAAGUAAAGAAAGAUUCUGAGCAGCUGGGACCAGACAAAGCCAAGGACAAGCCUGAAGAAGCAUCAGAGACUCCAGAAAAUCAAAAGUCCAAGGAAGCAUCCUCUGAAGAAGCUCAAGAUUCUUCUCUCCCAGAACCAACUAGCCAAAGUAGUCCAAGUAGCCAGAAGAAGCAAAAAGCUUCACCUGAAAGCAAGGGUAUUUCUCGUUUCCUUCCCCCCUGGCUUAAGAAACAAAAAUCAUACACCUUGGCAGAGCCCAAAGAUGAGCCCAAGAAAAAGGCCACAGGGGAAGAACAAGUAAUUGGAGAAAGCGAAAGCCAGACACCAGAGGGGGUGGCUCAGCCAAGAAAGAGCUUGGAAGAAGCAGCUGAAAAUCACCGUAAUGCUAAAGCAGAUGACAAGGAAAAACAGUCUGUCAGCAGUGCUGAAACACCACAGCUUGUCAAAGAAGAUGGUAAAGAAAUGGAAGUAGAGAAAGUUGCAGAGAAAAAGGAAGAAAACAAAGAAGAAAAGGAAAAAAGGGAAACAAAAGAAGUGCAGACAGCUGAAAUUAAAACAGAUGACAUUCCCCAGAAAUCUCCCAAGAAAAUCAAAACUGUGCAGUGUAAAGUGAUGCUUCUGGAUGGCACAGAAUACAGCUGUGACCUAGAGAAAAGAGCAAAAGGACAACUGCUGUUUGAUAAAGUAUGUGAACAUCUCAAUUUACUGGAAAAGGACUAUUUUGGGCUGUUGUUUUAUGAGACUUCAGAACAGAAGAACUGGCUAGAUCCUUCGAAGGAAAUCAAGAGACAAAUUCGAAGUUUACCUUGGAUAUUCACCUUUAAUGUGAAGUUUUAUCCCCCUGAUCCUUCACAGUUGACUGAAGACAUCACUAGGUAUUUCUUGUGCCUACAGCUUCGUCAGGAUAUUGUAUCUGGUCGACUGCCCUGUUCUUUUGUGACUCAUGCCCUCCUUGGUUCAUAUACCCUGCAGGCUGAGCUGGGUGAUCAUGACCCAGAGGAACACCGCAGUGAUUAUAUCAGUGAAUUCCAAUUUGCACCCAAUCAAACUCAAGAAAUGGAAGAGAAGGUGGCUGAGCUACACAAAACACACAGGGGCUUGACUCCAGCACAAGCGGAUUCCCAGUUCCUAGAAAAUGCUAAGAGACUCUCCAUGUAUGGAGUGGAUUUACAUCAUGCCAAGGAUUCUGAAGGUGUGGAUAUCAUGCUGGGUGUAUGUGCUAAUGGUCUGCUGAUUUACAAAGAUAGACUCCGGAUAAACCGCUUCGCUUGGCCAAAAAUUCUGAAGAUUUCAUACAAGAGAAGUAAUUUCUAUAUCAAAGUCAGGCCAGCAGAACUGGAACAGUUUGAGAGCACUAUUGGGUUCAAACUGCCAAACCACCGGGCUGCUAAAAGGUUAUGGAAGGUUUGUGUGGAGCACCAUACUUUCUUCAGACUUGUAUCACCGGAACAGCCUCCAAAAGCAAAGUUUCUAACCUUGGGUUCCAAGUUCCGCUACAGUGGACGUACGCAAGCACAGACACGGCAGGCAAGCAACCUCAUAGACAGACCAGCUCCGUACUUCGAACGCACGUCAAGCAAACGUGUUUCCAGAAGCCUUGAUGGAGCUCCUAUGGGUAUCUCAGACCAAAGUCUAAGAGACUUCUCUGCUACUGGAGGCCAGGCUGCUGGAGAUAAAAUCCUUGACACUGAAGCUGCUGGUCAGGCUAAUUUAAAAGAAGGUGGCAGAGAAGAAGAUGGAAGCCCAGUCAAAACUCCACAAUUAGAAUUGACUCAGGAUGGAAAGAUCAAUUCCUUGAGAGUAGACGGGGAAAAUAUUUAUGUCAGACAUAGCAAUUUAAUGUUGGAGGACCUGGAUAAGACCCAGGACGACUUACUGAAACACCAGGCUAGCAUUAGUGAGCUCAAGCGCAAUUUCAUGGAAUCCACACCCGAACCACGCCCAAAUGAGUGGGAAAAGCGGCGUAUCACACCUCUGUCCCUACAGACACAAGGGAAAAAAGGGGACCACAUUUUCCAAGUGAAAACGCUGCCUGGGAAGGAGAAACAAUGGAUUGCAAUGCCAUGGAUUGGUGGAGCAAAACCUGAGGAAACCGAUAAGAGCCUAGAAGAGGAGAUAACCUCCAUUUUGUUUAGUAAGGAGGGCUUUGGCGCCAGCACCAGAGGGCCCUUCGCCGCCGCCAGCCCGGGGCCAGCAGAGGGCGCUGCGGGGGAACAGACCGGCGCCAGCGCCGCGGCCGCGCCGCCGCCCCAGAGACAUGCUUCCAGAGCAGAAGGGCCUUGUAUUGGAGUCAGCAAUGCUGAUAAGAGUUCACAUGAGACUCUGGACAUAGUGGAGGAGAAGAAGCAGGCAGAGUUUGGGAUAGAAGAAACAGUAGUCGUAGACGAAACCAACAAAGGGAAAAUGCAAGUUGCCACUGAUGCUGGGGAAACAUGUAAGGUGGAGCAUCUGUCAAAAAAGGACUCGUCAUCAUUGCCAUCAGAUAGUAGCAGCAGCAGCAGUAGUAGUGAGAGUGAGGAUGAAGAGGUGGGAGAAUACCAGCCACAUCAUAGGGCAAUUGAGGAAGUCAUCAGGGAAGAACAGGAAGAAGAGGAAGACAUGAAAAGGAAAGAACAUGAAGAAAAAAUACAGCAUGUGGAAGCCACACCAGAAGGCAGUAAACUAAAUGUGCCAGUUGAGCACACACAAGUUACAGCCGAAGAUUUGGUCCAGAAAAAUACAGUUACCGUAGCUACAGAAGAGAAGAAAUUGUCAGAGCAAGUUAAGCAAGAUUUAGGUCAAGAAAAAGAGGAGGAACAGCUCAAACUCAAUGGAGAUGUGUCUCAUGUUGACAUUGAUGUUGCACCACAAUUAAUUUGUUGUUCUGAGCCUCCAGUAGUGAAAACAGAGAUGGUAACCAUUUCAGAUGCCACGCAGAGAACUGAAAUCUCCACUAAAGAAAUUCCAAUUGUGCAAACAGAAACUAAAACUAUCACAUAUGAAUCUUCACAGCUUGAUGGCAGCGCUGGUGGCGAUGCCGGCAUGCUGGUGAGUGCGCAGACAAUUACGUCAGAGUCCGUUUCUACUACCACAACUACACACAUCACAAAGAUGGUAAAAGGGGGAGUAUCAGAAACAAGAAUUGAGAAGCGAAUAGUCAUCACUGGAGAUGCAGAUAUUGACCAUGAUGAGGCCCUGGCACAGGCAAUCAAAGAAGCCAAAGAACAGCACCCUGACAUGUCUGUGACAAGAGUGGUGGUGCACAAAGAAACUGAAAUUGCUGAGGAAGAUGAAGAGUAAAAUAAAAAAUGUCCUCAAGCAAAUACUUCAGAAGUAAAAAUGAUACUGACCACGAAGGACUGUAAUCAUUCCAAGUCAUCAUUACUCUACCGAAUCCACCAAGGCUAGCAACGAUGACCAGAUAUUCAUGACUUAAAUGCCAAUACCAAACUCCAUUUUAACAUCUUUGGUCUAUAUUCACUUACAAUCUUUCUUGUUUAUUUUUUAUAACCAAUUCUUAACAACCUUAGAAAUUUUUUUAAAUGAAGUUAUAGAGGGUAUGAUCUUCUUUUGCACAAAUACUUGUGUUUUUGAAAUUGAUUCUUAAGUAUAUGAAAGUGAACAAAAGAAGCUGGAAAGCAUUGUUCACUGGAGUAGGUGGUAAUUGUGCCGGAAGGAGGAUCUUUACUAAUUUAGAUAUAGGGUUUUUUCAGAUAUUUCAAGUGAAAUCUCUUACUGGAGUAAUUUACAGAAUUUUUUUCAGACUAUUCUGGUAAAUAUAAUGAUAUCACAUAAUUAAGUUUUUUAUAAAAAUACAACAUUUGCUAAAAUUUGAAAAAAUAUAUUUCUUUGAAUAAAUUUUAUACUGGUAUCUCUGUAACUCUUUCUGUUCUAAGGUUCUCCUCUCUGUGGAGCAGAGAUGGUAUGGCAGUUUAUAGAGGAGAAGGAGUUGCAGACACAUUUCUUCUGACUGAGCACUGUGUUCUUUUUGCACUUUGGUGCCAAUGCUCAACUUCUUGCAGACUUUUUUGCUGUCUGCAGCAUUCCAGAUAAGGAAAGAAGGACAAACAAAAUAUCUUUCUCUUCUUCCAACAAGAGAUGAUCUAGGCAGCUUAAAACCGUAGUGCUUUUUUUCUUACUGUGUCCCAACUUCAGUACUUCCAUUAUUUGAAUACAUGUGUAGAAUGCUCGCUUGCUAUUAAACUCACUGUCUCCAUGUUAGAACUGACAUUUCUGUUACAGAGAAGGUAUACAUUUCACAUGCUUCCUCUAAUGGUUAGUGCAGGUUUUUAGGAUACUGAGUAAAAGUGUAAUAUGGACUCCAUUCAUAAAGUAAUAAGAGAGUACCAUCAGUUGAGACUGCCAUUGAGAAAACCUGUUAAUUAUACUGGGGUUUAUUUUUAAUUUGUUCUUGCAGAGGGGUUGGUUGUUUGGGGUUUUUUUGCUGUCGACUCUGUGUAUAGUUAAAAUGCCAAAUUAGAUUUAUAGCAGCUUGAAGUUGUAUUAAGUGAUAUUUUGCUUUCUGUAAUUCUGUUAUAAAAUAAAGUUGUUUAUUCUCUGUAUGACUUUUGGCACUCAGACAUAAGAUUGGAGGAUAUUUAAAGUGAGCAGAUUACUUAUAAGAACUGCAGUUCUAGAAGUCACAGAACCUUGAAUAGCAGGGAUUAGUGCAAGUGGUCUGCAGGGCUGCCGGAAGGGUGGCACAAUUGCCUGGCUCCUAGUACAGAUACUAAAGUAUCAGUGUUUUUAAGACAUCUUCCAAUAAACAUCCUGGUUUCUGUAGUUUAGAGAAGAAAUCCUCAGAUGCCAAAACAGAGGAGAUUUGGACAUCGCAGUACAAGUUAGCCUCAGUCUGCAAAUGGACAUACUAUGAUCUUCAGAUAACAAAACACAUCUAAAGCUUCUCCCUACAUUCUUUUUCUCUUCUGAGCAAUGUAUUUUUGGUGUUAAUCUCAGUUUAGAUGGCUGCCAUCUGUCAACAUGCUUGCAUAACAGAAGUUCUUAUUAGUUUUGACUUUGUAUAAUUUGGAUAACAUAAGACAACAGUAACAGAGAUGUUGAUUUCUAUACGCAUAUGGGUGUUCUCAGUCACAUCCCACAUUACCCAGAAAAAUAGCAUAUAACAGGUUCACCUGCUUUUCUUCAAAACCUCAGAUGUUCUGCCUUUCAAAAGGGGAAAGAGAAACCCAUCGGGCCUCAUAACAUAAGGGCAUUGUUGCAACACUGUAAGAGGGUUGUUGAGGAAGUGGCAAGUUUGGGAUAUUUAAGUGUAGGUAAAAAUAGAUACACAUUUUGAGGGAUGUCUUAGCAGAUAUUCCUAUAAAAGGAUGUAAGCUAUAUAAAAUCUUUAAGGUAUUUUUUAUGUGGUGUAGUAUUAGUUGUAGAUCUUGUUUGAUAGUAGGAAAGCAUAUUGAAUUCCUUAUUGAUUUGGAUCGUCCUGAUUAGUUAGACACUAGAGCAAUACUUUUUUGCAAUUGUAUUUAAUCCCUAAAACUGCAAAUAUAAUAUUAUUGAAAUAAA